AUGGGUGUACCCUCACUGUUCAGAUGGCUACAACUCUCCCACAAGGAAACAAUACACAGUAUCAUGGAAAAGCCUUCAGUAGACGCCCUGUACUUAGACUUCAAUGCAAUAAUCCACACCUGCAUCAAGCCUGGGCUAGGAUCUGAGGAGGAGAUCGAAAGGGACCUCUACAAGACUGUAGGGGACUUCAUUGACCACAUUCUCCUUAAGACACGCCCCAGAAAGCUGUUAUACAUAGCAGUUGAUGGGGUUGCACCACGUGCGAAGCUAAGCCACCAGCGGGCGCGUAGAUACAAGUCUGCCCUUGGGAAGAAGGAGGGGAGUGCUGUCAUAGCUGCUGCCAAAGCGGAUCCCACUAUGUCAUCGCCAAGCGAGAAGAAGGAUGAGAUUCCCAACGAGGAGUUCACGGGAGAGAGCUCUCUAUAUGACAAGUUCAUUGCAGAGGACCCUUCUGAGUCGUCCUCCCUUGCCAUAGAUGUGGAGACAGAGAAGUUCGAUUUGAACUGCAUCACUCCCGGGACUCCCUUUAUGGAGAGACUCCACAAGGUUUUAAUUUCCUACAUUCAAUGCAAGCUCAGCAGUGAUCCUGAGGUUUCCAAUCUAAGGAUAAUCUACUCCAGCUAUCUAGUUCCUGGGGAGGGAGAGCAGAAGAUCAUGAGCUUUAUACGGAGCCAGGGGUCGAUUGCAAGGAAUGACGUCCAUAUGAUCUAUUCGCCGGACGGAGACCUGAUAUUUCUUGGGCUUUCCUUGCAAAGGAACAGGGUCUUGAUAAUGAGAGAUUAUUUCAGCCCAAGCAAGGAGCGCAGGAAGAGAACUUGCACGAAGUGUGGACGGACCGGCCACUCCGACGAAGAAUGCGGGGUGUUCACCAACUACCACUUUGUGUAUGUCAACAUCUCGGAGCUUAGGACACGGCUUAUCAGAGAGUUCAGGAGGCACACAGCACAGAGAUUUAGCGAAGAGAGGAUUCUAGACGACUGGAUAUUCCUCUGCUUCCUCCUUGGAAACGACUUUGUUCCUCCAAUCCCAUGCCUGGACAUAAGAUUCCACUCCAUUGAGACUAUUACUGAAAUCAUGAUGAAGAGCUUUUCCGAGAUGAAGUCGUACAUUACGUGUAAUAAGAUGAUAAACUACCAGGCGCUGAGAAACUUCUAUGCAAUUCUUGCAAGUAAGGAGGACGGUCUGUACCACCGGAAGUCGCAGUCCCUGGACAAGUUCCGGGAGGGGCUGAAGGGCAUGCCAAGGAUUGUUUAUGAAAAGAUUCCAAUCCACACGAAGACAGGGAAAGUCCAGUACUACACUUCGAAGCUGAAUGCAACCACAGAGUCUGAUAUCAAGAACAUAUGCUACGAGUAUGUGAAGGGCCUCUAUUGGGUGUACUCGUAUUAUGUUCUCGGGUGGACCGGAUGGGACUGGUAUUAUCCAUAUCACUUUGCACCUCUUGCAGCAGAUCUAUCCAAGCUCUCCAUCAACGAUAUCCAGAUCAGCCCCGGACAUCCUCUGAGGCCUCUUGAGCAGCUUCUUGUUGUUCUGCCUCCAAUGAGCCGCGGGAUGGUUCCUGAGGGGCUCCAGCCUAUAUUUGACGACUACAAGGAUUACUACCCAGAAGAUGUGAAGACCGACAUGUUUGACAAGGUUUAUCUGUGGCAGGAAAUUGUCCUUCUUCCGUUUAUGGACUUCCGGCCUAUCCUAUCUGAAAAUGCCGUGAAGUUCAACACUCUGGGAUACGAGGAUCUGAGCAGAAACCUAAGGAGUCUAGACCUGCUUUUCACAACCGACAAGAAGUCCUCUGAGGUUAUUCUGGGCAUGUACUCUAAACUGAAGCCAAUGUGCUCAAUCAGAAGCCCUGGAUAUUUUGGGACCAUCUGCCCCUAUUCGUUUGCCAGCUUUCCUGGAGAUGUGCUUGAGUAUAAUGGCGCAAGAUUUGUUAACAAGACUGUCGUUGCCUUCAUAGAGCCCAGGAAUUAA
Molecule: messenger RNA, 1968 nt
Organism: Encephalitozoon cuniculi GB-M1
Lineage: Eukaryota; Fungi; Microsporidia; Unikaryonidae
Exons: 1
Coding region: 1-1968 (655 amino acids)
Biological process (GO): nuclear-transcribed mRNA catabolic process
Cellular component (GO): nucleus
Molecular function (GO): zinc ion binding; RNA binding; 5'-3' RNA exonuclease activity
Source: RefSeq, marked provisional